Drosophila obscura is the source of this 2577-nucleotide messenger RNA. RefSeq names its product phosphatidate cytidylyltransferase, photoreceptor-specific (gene Cds). Gene Ontology annotation, molecular function: phosphatidate cytidylyltransferase activity. The record is from RefSeq and is a predicted model, not a curated record. The transcript has 7 exons. Gene Ontology annotation, cellular component: endoplasmic reticulum membrane. The coding region runs from base 180 to 1517 and encodes 445 amino acids. NCBI's taxonomy places the organism in Eukaryota, Metazoa, Arthropoda, Insecta, Diptera, Drosophilidae.
GGAUUGCCAAGAACAUUGACAACACAGGCAAAACAAAUCAAGUCAAAUAUUUAUUUUUCGGACAUAGUUUUUGUGGCUACGAAAAGACGCGGACCUACAGCCGACACCGCAAGUGCAAUUGCAUUGCUUGUGAGAAGUCGAUAUCAAAAUCAAUUGCGGCAUACGGUUAAUAUAGAAUAAUGGCCGAAGUGCGACGCAGAAAGGAGGUGGUCCUCGAUGAGGCUGCUGCUCAAUCUGAGGCUGCGAAGCGCCACUCGUCUGCAGCUGAUUCUUCAGACCAUGUGGACUCUGAGGAGGAGAAAAUUCCCGAGGAGAAGUUCGUCGAGGAGCUGGCCAAGAAUCUGCCCCAGGGCACGGACAAGACACCAGAGCUAUUGGAUUCGGCACUCAAGGAUUUACCCGAUCGCUGGAAGAACUGGGUCAUCCGCGGCAUAUUCACAUGGAUUAUGAUUUGUGGCUUUGCAUUGAUCAUCUACGGCGGUCCGCUGGCCUUAAUGAUCACGACAUUGCUGGUGCAGGUGAAGUGCUUUCAGGAGAUCAUCUCGAUUGGCUACCAAGUCUAUCGCAUACAUGGACUUCCGUGGUUCCGCAGUCUCUCCUGGUACUUUCUGCUCACAUCCAAUUACUUCUUCUAUGGCGAGAAUCUGGUUGACUACUUCGGCGUGGUCAUCAAUCGUGUGGAAUAUCUCAAGUUUCUGGUAACCUACCAUCGAUUCCUCUCGUUCGCCCUGUACAUCAUUGGCUUUGUUUGGUUUGUGCUGUCGCUGGUGAAGAAAUAUUACAUCAAACAGUUUAGCCUGUUUGCCUGGACACACGUCUCGCUGCUGAUUGUCGUCACCCAGAGCUACCUCAUAAUCCAAAACAUAUUCGAGGGGCUCAUUUGGUUCAUUGUGCCCGUAUCGAUGAUUGUCUGCAAUGAUGUCAUGGCGUAUGUGUUUGGUUUCUUCUUUGGCCGCACACCCCUCAUCAAGCUGAGCCCCAAGAAGACCUGGGAGGGCUUCAUUGGUGGUGGUUUUGCCACCGUUCUCUUUGGCAUUCUAUUCUCCUAUUUUCUGUGCAACUACCAGUACUUCAUAUGUCCCAUACAAUACUCUGAGGAGCUGGGUCGCAUGACAAUGAGCUGUGUGCCCAGCUAUCUGUUCACGCCGCAGGAAUACAGCCUGAAGGUGUUUGGCAUUGGCAAGUCCUUGAACGUGUAUCCCUAUAUCUGGCACUCGAUUUCUCUCAGCUUGUUCAGCUCCAUCAUUGGACCAUUCGGCGGUUUCUUUGCUUCCGGUUUUAAGAGAGCUUUCAAGAUCAAGGACUUUGGUGACAUGAUUCCCGGACAUGGCGGCAUCAUGGACCGCUUCGACUGCCAGUUCCUGAUGGCCACCUUUGUCAACGUUUAUAUAUCGAGCUUUAUCAGAACCCCAUCGCCGGCGAAGCUCCUGACACAGAUCUACAAUCUAAAGCCAGAUCAGCAAUACCAAAUCUUUCAAUCGCUCAAGGAUUCCCUGGGCGAACUAAACCUAACCUAAACAAACACACAAAAACUAAAACAAAAACCGGGCAUUGCGGUUACCCAUUACCCAUUAGAUUCAACAGACAACAAAAAAGUGUUUGCUUUAGUCGUACAUUCUCUAUGUGUAAAUGAAAUAUUUAUAUACAUAUAUAUACGCUACUGGUAUAUAUCUGUAAGCAUAUGGCAGCACUUUAAGCCGCCACAUAAACUAGUUUUAAUUAAGAGCAUAAUUAUUGUUAUGUUUUUAGUGCUUACGUUAGAUUUUGUUGCUACAUUUUAAAUGAUUUUUCCCAUACCCCAACAACCCACCCUACCUAAGUUAUAUUCUGAUUUGGAAUUAAGUUCUGUGGUGCUGCUGCUACUGCUCCCCUUCUAUUAAGCGAUUCCAUUAAUUUUAAAGCUUAUGCAGAACAGCAGAUCGAAUGCAAGACGAAGGAUAGCAGAACUAUGAAUUUAACAAUCGAUUGUGCGUGUCGUGUGCAUGUGUUGUUAGUGAAUUUACUUACUAUUACUACUACUACUAUCUAUGACUUAGAGAUUUACAAGGAUAUGGAGGCGAGAGGCUGGAGAGGCACCACAUACAUAGCAUUUUUGAGCCCUUACAUAAUACAUCCACCUGUAACCGAAGAAUUCUUAAUGUAAUGUGUAAUAAUGUGCAAUUCUCUUAUGCCUAUCAUUUAUAUAGUGCAAUAUACUCUACUCUGUCGUACGAGAACCCUAGGGCGUACAACAAUUUUGGUAACUGAAUUCCAGUCAUUUUUAUUUAACAUUUCUUAUUUUCCUUUAAUUCAUUCACUUUUUCACACAAAAAAACCAUAUAUAAUAUAUAUACUAUAUAGAGAAAGUUUCAUAUAUAAAUCCUGUUAUAUACGAAGGUAAUGCGGAUAAGGCAGGUCGGAAAAUGUUUUUAAGCAAAUUAUGUGUACAAAGAAAUCGAAAUUUUCAGUCCUCUAUUAAUGUUACAAAAGAACAAAAAAAUGAGAAUAUGAUUGUAUGUAAAUCCAACUAAAUCUUGAGUGUUUAUUAAAUUCGAUAUAUUUGGGGAAGACCCGUUUCAUGGGCUUUGCCUCCAGGCA